GCAUUGCAACCGUUUACUUUUAACUCCUGGUGUGGCCAGUGGACUUUCAAACUUCAAAUGGUUGUAUCUCAGGAACACAAACAAUUAUAGGAGUAGAUCCCCUGGCCCCUCCCUCAGUCCUGCUAUGCCUUUCACAUGAUCCCCUAUAUGUGUCAAAGAUUUUCUCUCUAAAUAGCUCUAAUGAUGCAGUCUCUACAGGAUCGAAGGUGAUGAGGGUCAUCUGUUCCAGAGAUUUGCCAUCAUUUGUGAAAAGGAAUUCACAGAGACUUGUGCCCCUGCAGUUUUGUUUGCUUCAAGGGCUCCAGCUACAGGAAAUGGAAAUAAAGAGGUCGGUGUUACUGGGUGCAGCCGCUGAUACCCUGACAAGGGCGGUACGCGCCACGGUGCUUGGAGAUCGUGAGCGGAAGUGAGGCGGAGUGGGACACGUGUGGCUCGGGAGCCGGAGGAUGACACUGAGUGCGCUGGUGAUGAUAUGUGCUGAAAGGCUAGCACUUGUAACCGCAGGCGGUUGCGCCGGCUUCCGAGCGAGGUAACAGCGCUACCGCGGGGAGAUGUUGCACAGAAAAUGGACAGCUGAAAGGGCGUCGGUAAGGCAGCGCGGGAACCGGGGGCGAGAGGUCCGUGGCCCAACCAAGCGGCCGCAGGGACCGCUCGCCGCAGUGGCGGCCCCAGUGAUGUGCGGAGUUUUGGGUGGACGCGCCAUUCGGGUCCAUGGAUCUGCCUACCGGGGCUGCGGUGCUGAGCAACGGCACGGCGCUCGGCAACUACAGCGGAGCAGCGCUGCCGGAGCGAGCGGGCGGCCAGACCGACGUCGGGUCUCUACUCCACGGUGUGGCCGUAGCUUCCAAGGCUCUGCUCCUUUUGCUCAUCUUUCUGUUGUCGAGCCUGGGCAACGCGGCGGUGAUUGCGGUGAUCGUCAAACACCGGCAGCUGCGGACUGUGACUAACGCCUUCAUCAUGUCCCUGUCAUUGUCCGACCUGCUCACUGCCCUGCUCUGUGUGCCCUUCUCCUUCAUCAUGCUCUUCAGCCAAGACGGUGUCUGGAUCUUUGGGGACCGCUUCUGCGUGGCCAAUGGUUUCUUCAAUUCGUGCUUCGGGAUCAUCUCUACCCUCACCAUGACCCUCAUCUCCUUCGACCGCUACUACGCGAUCGUCAGACAGCCGCAAGAAAAGAUGGGCAGGCGUCUGGCCGCGCAGCUCUUGGCCGCCGUCUGGCUGACGGCCUUCAUUUUCUCUUUCCCCUGGUAUCUCUUGUUUCAAGCCCCAGGACAGCAGGUUAUUCAUAAGAAGGGCUUCUACCACUGCAUGUACAUCUUCCACUCGGGCACUUCCCGUAUGGGCACUGCGUACAGCAUCGCCUUGAUUGUCACCUGCUACCUGUUGCCCUUCUCACUGAUGUGCUUCUGUCACUACAACAUCUGUAAGACAGUGAGGCUGUCAGAGAUCCGAGUCCGCCCAGUCACUACAUAUGCCCAUCUGCUGCGCUUCUACAGUGAAAUGAGGACAGCCACCACAGUACUGAUAAUGAUCGUCUUUAUCAUCUGCUGCUGGGGUCCUUAUUGCGUCAUGGGAAUCAUCACAGCCACUGGAAACUUCCAUUUCACCCCCAUCAUGGACACUGUGGCUAUCUGGCUGGCCUGGGCUAAUGGUGCCCUCAAUCCCUUAAUCUAUGCUACCAGGAACCCCAACAUCUCCAUGCUUUUGGGAAGAAAAAGGGAAGAUGGUUACAGGACUAGAAAUAUAGCUGCCUACUUGUCUAGGCAGAACCAGGACCAUGACAUUAGGAGUCAGGCAGACAGGUUAAGGGACCGCUAUGUAAGUCGGCAAGGGGCUGGUAGCAGAAUGUCUUCUUCUAGCCCUGCAAAUGGAGAUGUCGUGAUGUGGGCCUGUAAAAAUCCAGCUGUGCUUUUCUGCAGGGAUGGACCACCCAACAGGAUGCCUGAGCCUACCAUGGCCAAAUCAGAGACUGCAGACACCAGCCUUUAAA
Molecule: messenger RNA, 1987 nt
Organism: Mobula hypostoma (lesser devil ray)
Lineage: Eukaryota; Metazoa; Chordata; Chondrichthyes; Myliobatiformes; Myliobatidae
Product: G-protein coupled receptor 135
Exons: 1
Coding region: 712-1986 (424 amino acids)
Biological process (GO): G protein-coupled receptor signaling pathway
Cellular component (GO): plasma membrane; endosome
Molecular function (GO): G protein-coupled receptor activity
Source: RefSeq, a predicted model, not a curated record